UACAACAAGUGAUACAACCCAAUAUCAAGUCUAGAAACUUCGGAGAAACUCCACAUCUUGGUGAAGCUGGGAGAGAACCAGCUCUACAUCAUAUUUCCUAUCAGGUUAGCACAAGGCAAAGAAGCCCCUAGGCUAAGCUACCGGCCAGGUGCCAGGUAUCAACUGUAUCCGAACAGGUUGGUCGACAUGAUAAUAGCACCCACUCUCAUCGGAACAUCCAGAGAUGAACGAACCAGGCAAAGGAAAAUUGCUUGUUCAUGUCCAUGUAAGAUACCAGCGUGGGGUUACUUGAUUUCAUGCUCACAAGGAUAAUUGCGGUUGCAGGGAAGAAUUCAUGAUGGAAGAUAAGAUGCAGUCAACCUCCAUCCAAAGACGUUGGCAUGUGUUUGCUGCGGCCAUUAGGCCAAUUGACCAAAUGAGUCAUAGCCCGACUUCGCCACGCCAAAUUCUUCUCUAUGGAGAGAGUUCAGAGCGGCUGGAUCUUGGACUUUUGAUUGUUCAACCUACAGUGCAUAGCGGGGCUAGCGUGUCCCUCAUUCUGCUUUGAACUUGAAUUCUUUCCAACCUUGGAACACGACCAACGGCCAAACCCCACAUCUGGGAACACCCAAAUGUUCUUACGAUUGGUCGCGCAAAUAUUGACCUGACAGACGUCUGUCUCUCUGCCUUGCUGUAUGACAAAGACUAGUGCCACAUCGUUGGCAAGCCACAGCAGCUACGUCAUCGUAGCAUUUGUCAUAGCAGCUGAUUCUGCAGAAACAUAUCGGAACAACUAAUUUCUUACUCUUGCCCUGUAUUAUUAUUUGUUGCAUUCCCCUAUCCGGCCUAUUUGACAGCACUGUUGUGUCACAUGUGCACUUUGAUGAACUAGCAUUGCAGUUUUUGUUACUUUUUCUGCUGAUAUAAUUCAGCCUCAUGGGAAUUUUUCUCACUGUUUAUAUAUUUUUAUACUCUUUCUGUUAUUGAGAAAUUUCAAAUAAAUUUCAAAUCCUUUCACUUUAAUCUUACUUCAGUUGUAUAUUAAUCAUCAGGUGCAGCUUCAAGUGGCCGGAAGGAUACACUGAUCAACCGUAUCAGCUCAGGCAUUCCAUUGCAAGCGACGCCAAUAAAGCGCUUUUGCUCAAUAGAGAUAAGCCAACAAUACGCUAUUAACUACAAUGCCUGUCUUCUCUCGACUGAUUUCGAUCAUCCUCCGUAUUGGAGAGAUUGGCUGCGCGGCGGUUGUAGCCGGUAUCAUCGGUAACGACCUAGCUCACUUUGAUGACGCCGAUUCCUUUCCGAACGCUCGGUGGAUUUAUACUAUCGUAGUAGCAGGAAUAUCAAUCCUGCUCGGUAUAAUUUGGCUCAUACCCUUCUCUGAAUCGUUUACGUUGUGGAUAGGGGACCUUCUCGUAUCAUUUGCCUGGUUUGCCGCCUUUGGUAUUCUUGUGAACGCCCUCAACAAGAUGAACUGCGGCGGAACCUUCGAUUGGGGCCACAUUACCGACGGCGGCGUGUGCGAUCGUUGGAAAGCUGUGGAGGCAUUCAGUUUCAUCUCAGCGAUUCUGUGGCUGGUUUCUGCGAUUGUGGGUGUAUGGUUUACUCGCCGUACUCGUGACCGUCGCCCCAUAGCUGGCGAUGGGCUUAGAACCCGCCGCGGUUUCUGGGGUCGCCGUCAUGCUGUCUAAUCCGAUAACUUGGAUUUCCUAGACAAGCCGCAACGGAAACUGAUCAAAAUCUACUUAAGCAACCCCGGAGUCGAGUCAAUAUUAUUGACUUAUGUUUUCCUUAACGUAACUGAUCUGGAAUUCCUUACCUGUAUCGCCAUUUGCCGCCUAUAUCCAGUCCUUUCCUCCCUCUUUCCCGAACCAAUCUCUAUCUUUCUUACUGCCAAUUUUCCCCAUUUAUGUUGAAUGCUGUGUAAUGGAUAUAUAUAUACCCACCCUACCGAAGCGACACUACCCCCUUGCGUCGUCAUGAUUAAUGUCCAUCUAUCUUAUCAUUAUUUAUCUAAUAUGUAUACCCCCACGCCCUUUUACACGACCACCUUCCUGUUCUCGUCUUAAAUAUUGCUGGCCUUCCAGGUUCAUGCCCUUUGACAGUAUCAAUCAGUUCUAUUCUCCCAACCCAGUUUGACCCGUAAGGAAGCUGGCUUAAUUCAAUUGUUUCUACAUCUACAUGGACUAUAAUAAUCUCAAAUGUAAAUACAAUUUUCGUUGUUCAUUGAUCCUUAAAUCUAAACUUGCAGGAAUGAAAACUACAGUCAACAUUGCUCUAGGUACAUUGGAGGAAAAUGUAUAGUAAAGAAAGAAAUAAAUAAAAAUGAAAAUAAGAAGCAUCGUUGUCGUUUGAUAAGGUUGGUGGUUCUUGCUUCCGGACGGGUCGUCCCGCUUAAGUUACCGAUAUCUCUAUUUCGGCGUGUGUCCGUACAAAACUCCGCUAGUCCUAUGGAAUGUAC
This is a messenger RNA of Blastomyces dermatitidis ER-3, 2437 nucleotides long. RefSeq lists its product as uncharacterized. The record is from RefSeq and is a predicted model, not a curated record. Gene Ontology annotation, cellular component: membrane. Lineage: Eukaryota; Fungi; Ascomycota; Eurotiomycetes; Onygenales; Ajellomycetaceae. The coding region runs from base 1158 to 1667 and encodes 169 amino acids. The transcript is spliced from 5 exons.